Messenger RNA from Umbelopsis ramanniana AG, 774 nucleotides. RefSeq lists its product as uncharacterized. The record is from RefSeq and is a predicted model, not a curated record. Lineage: Eukaryota; Fungi; Mucoromycota; Umbelopsidomycetes; Umbelopsidales; Umbelopsidaceae. The transcript has a single exon. Bases 348 to 539 code for a protein of 63 amino acids.
GCGCUCUUUUACAUAUUACUUACACUUAUAUUUAAACAGUAGCUAAUUCCACCCUCUCACGAUGUGCACAGCUAUGGAAGACCUGUCUUUGCGCACGUGUUUUCGCUAUAGUAUGUGUUGCAUCAGCCCUUACAGCGCUUGAGCAGCAGGCUGCUCCGACAUAUCAAAUUAUCCGUAGGCGUACUCAUAUUGGACGCUGAAAUUCCAUAGAAAUAAUCAAAUGUGGUUGAAACGUCACAUAAACUCCACUGUGUUGACUCUAUCCACACUUAUUGGUAAGUAAGUCCCUUGACGAGCAUGUAGACAUAUGUAACAGAGUCUGUUAAUAAUUUCAAAUUCCACUCUAUAUGAGGGAGCCAUUAAGCACAUUCAGAAGCUUGAGUAUGCUAGGCGUUGAAGAUCGCGGAAUUCACGUACAAUGCAAAUUACUUCUGGCGGCAUCACUGUUGAUCCGCAUGUCUGCGAAAUACACGGUUAAUAGGUGUCGUAAAAUGGCCAUAGCGCUGCUGAGUGGUAAAAAUUUCGGGGUGGUGGUAUAAACUGGACAAUAAUCUGUUGGGUCGUUAGGAAUGUCGUUCAUCCGUGUUGUUUUAAUUUCAAGCUCUUAUUUUCAAAGCUUAUGAACGAUCUUUAAACCAAGCGCAAAAAGGUGUUCUUUCUGUUCAAACCAAAAUUCUCGGUGUCUUGUAAACCCGAUAUAUCAGUAGAUUAGAGACGAUUGAUUACUAUAAUGGCGCUGCUGCGGAAUAUCCAAUUCUGCAACAUAGAGUCGCA